Molecule: messenger RNA, 885 nt
Organism: Arachis stenosperma
Lineage: Eukaryota; Viridiplantae; Streptophyta; Magnoliopsida; Fabales; Fabaceae
Exons: 1
Coding region: 1-885 (294 amino acids)
Source: RefSeq, a predicted model, not a curated record
AUGAGACUCUCUGUAGGAACGACUGCUUCAGAUCAAGAUGAGAUAGAGCAAUUUGGUGAGUGGUUAUUGAAAGUUGGUGAUGGUCUAAUAGGUGACAAUAUGGAUGGUGAAUCUGAGAUAUGUCUUCCAGGAGAUAUUGUUAUUCCUUCUUCGGACCAGGCAUUUGAUGAGUUAGUUCAUUUUUCUUAUCCAAAUAUUCUGGAAAACAUGUCCUCAAAGGAUUUUUUCAAAGCAAGAACUAUAUUGGCUCCCACACUAGACAUCGUUGAAGAGGUCAACAACCAUCUGAUGGCUAUCAUUCCUGGAGGGGAAAAAUUAUAUCUUAGUUCGGAUUCCAUAUGUAUGGAUGAAGGGAAUAUGGAGAGUCAACUAGAUCUCUAUGGUCCUGAAUUACUGAAUAGCAUAAAUUGCUCUGGUUUGCCUCCACAUAAAUUAAUACUCAAGGUUGGUGUUCCGGUGAUGUUACUGAGGAAUAUUGACCAAUCCAGUGGUCUUUGUGGUACAAGGCUACAAGUUAGGAAGCUUGGAAAUCAUGUCAUAGAAUGUGAAGUCUUAACGGGUAACAAUAUUGGUCAUAUUGCUUUGAUUCCAAGAAUGAAUAUGGUACCAACAAAUGAAACUGUCCCAGUUAGAUUCCAACGAAGACAGUUUCCCAUAAUAGUAUCGUUUGCCAUGACAAUUAAUAAGUCUCAGGGACAAACUUUAUCUCAUGUUGGAUUGUACUUGCCCAGACCAGUUUUUACACAUGGCCAACUAUAUGUGGCACUUUCAAGAGUUAAGAGUAAGAGAGGUUUAAAAGUUUUACUUAUGAAUCACGUAGGAAUGUCUGCAAAUUCAACUAUCAAUGUUGUUUAUAGAGAAGUCUUUGAAAAAAUAGUAUUCUAA